AUGGAUGUGGCAGAGAUGCGAGGGGCCGAACGGAGAGACAGAAAGAGCAUGAAGAGCUGGGAUGAAAUGACAAGUCAGUACCUCCUGAAUUUGCGGGAAUACCUACAGACUCGCCUCUCAUCUAAGUCCAAGUGA
This is a messenger RNA of Penicillium oxalicum, 135 nucleotides long. RefSeq lists its product as uncharacterized. The transcript has a single exon. The record is from RefSeq and is a predicted model, not a curated record. NCBI's taxonomy places the organism in Eukaryota, Fungi, Ascomycota, Eurotiomycetes, Eurotiales, Aspergillaceae. Bases 1 to 135 code for a protein of 44 amino acids.